CAGUUCGCUGUCAGUUCGCCUCGUUGCGGGUAUGGGGGUUGCUGGCGAUGGGGAGCUGUUGGGAUCGGACACGGCACUUGUUGUGGGACCAGUGAAGGAAGGAGCGAAGUUUGCAGUUAGUGUAAAGUUUGCACCACAACUGGUGUGUUUGUAGGUACUCGAGUGUUUCUGCUCCUUAAGGCAAGUGACAAGGAUACGGUCUGAAGAAGGGUUUCGGCCCUAAACGUCGCCUAUUUCCUUCGCUCCAUAGAUGCUGCUGCACCCGCUGAGUUUCUCCAGCUUUUUUGUGUAACCUGACAAGGACACAACAUCUUUACAAGAUGAAACUGCUAAACGCAAAUUGGAGGAAUAGCAUCUCAUAUUUUGUUUGGGCAUCUUACAGCCAAGUGAGCCACCACAGAAUGGCUCUAGCAGGAGUCCGUGUAAUUGAGCUUGCUGGUCUGGCACCUGCUCCGUUGUGUGGAAUGAUUCUGUCCGAUUUUGGCGCCAAGGUGGUACGCAUAGAUCGAACAAGGGCAGCAGCAAAUGUUGACGUGUUGGCACGAGGCAAGCGUUCAGUUGCUUUGGAUCUGAAAAAGCCAGAAGGAGUCGGAGUGCUAAAGCAACUUUGUAACCAGUCUGAUGUUCUCAUUGAACCCUUCCGUCAAGGUGUCAUGGAGAGGCUGGGUCUUGGACCUGAAGUUAUACUUGAACAGAAUCCAAAGCUUAUCUAUGCCAGGUUGACAGGGUUUGGACAAAGUGGACCAUAUUCCAAAAGUGCUGGCCAUGAUAUCAACUUUAUAGCUGUCUCAGGUCUACUGUCAAAGUUUGGCAGAAAAGGGGAGAAACCUUAUGCACCACUAAAUGUUGUGGCUGACUUUGCUGGAGGUGGGGUUAUGUGUGCUAUGGGUAUAAUCCUAGCACUAUAUGAGAGAAUGCGAUCUGGAAAAGGACAAGUCAUUGAUGCAAGCAUGGUCGAAGGAGCAGCUUAUUGUUGUUCCUGGCUUUGGAAGACACAGAAUGUGGGUAUGUGGAGUCGGCAAAGAGGUGAAAAUCUAUUGGAUACAGGAGCACCAUUCUAUGAGACCUACAAGACUUCGGAUGAAAAGUACAUGGCUGUUGGUGCUAUGGAGCCUCAUUUCUAUGAGCAAUUUAUUAAAGGCCUUGAUUUGGAUUCUGCCAACCUUGCCCCUCAGAUGAGCCAAUCUGACUGGCCAGAGUUGAAGAGAAUUUUUGCAAAAGCAUUUGCUGCAAAAAGUCAAGAAGAGUGGAUUAAGGUUUUUGAUCGGACUGAUGCUUGUGUGACUCCAGUUUUAUCUUUCCAAGAAGCUCUCAGUCAUCCGCAUAACCAUGAAAGAGGAUCUUUUAUCACAGAUAAGGAAGGUCAGGUGAGUCCCAGGCCAGCUCCUGUCCUAUCCCGGACGCCAGCCACUGUCAGCUUGGAGAGAAACCCAGAAGUGGGAGAACACACACAUCUUGUAUUAACUGAAUAUGGUUUUAACGAAGAACAGUUAAAUAUCCUGGAGUCAGCUGGGGUUAUUGAAUAUAGUAGAUUAAAAUCUAAUUUAUAAUGAAUUUAUGUGUAUUAUUCCAUUAAAAUUAAAAUUUAAGACUUUGGAUCACUAAUUAAUUCUGAUGACCACGUUAAAACUGUUGAACCAAAUGUUAGCUGAUGUAAACAACUAUGCAAACUAAUUGUUUUGCAUGCUGUCAAAAAUACAUCAGAAAGAGUUUCACGAGUUUCAUGUUAAUUUUUGUAUAGAAAGCUUUUAUUAUUAAACACAAAGCACUUCCAAU
This is a messenger RNA of Leucoraja erinaceus (little skate), 1776 nucleotides long. It is a transcript of the gene amacr, whose product is annotated as alpha-methylacyl-CoA racemase. Bases 321 to 1550 code for a protein of 409 amino acids. Lineage: Eukaryota; Metazoa; Chordata; Chondrichthyes; Rajiformes; Rajidae. Gene Ontology annotation, molecular function: alpha-methylacyl-CoA racemase activity. The transcript is spliced from 6 exons. Gene Ontology annotation, biological process: bile acid metabolic process. The record is from RefSeq and is a predicted model, not a curated record. Gene Ontology annotation, cellular component: mitochondrion.